Psylliodes chrysocephalus is the source of this 755-nucleotide messenger RNA. The record is from the annotation of a GenBank genome assembly. NCBI's taxonomy places the organism in Eukaryota, Metazoa, Arthropoda, Insecta, Coleoptera, Chrysomelidae.
AAAUUGGUAUAUGAGAGAUACAGAAUGUAUUAUAUGAGUUCAGAAAAUUUCUAUUUUUUGAUUAGAUAUUUUUUUUACGUUAUAGGUAAAUUUAAAUUAUUUUUUUUACUUUUCAGGUAAAUUUAAAUGUUGUAUAAAUGGGCACAUACAAUGAUACCAUGGAGACUUCCAUCAUAUAUGCUACCUUCUUUACCGAGCUAGCAGAAAGAAAAAUAAGAAACGACGAAGACGUACAUGAAUAUUUUCUAAAAAUGAAGGAAUUAUCAAAUCGAGGUGAUAUUGAGACGGAGGCACUCAUACAAUAUGUUAUCGAUGGUAUCCACGAUGACGACCGAAACAAAAUUAUUUUAUAUGCUGCUAAGACAAAUAGAGAAUUUAAAGAAAAAUUAAAGGUCUAUUCGGACAUGAAAGCUAACACUUCAAAGAGGGCUGAUCGCACUGUAGUUCAAAACCGAGGAAGUCAACAAUCAAAUAUACAAGAAAGAAAAGACACCGUUACCAGACAAGAGAAUAAACAAAGUGUUAAAUCGACUAUUAGAUGUUUUAACUGUAAUGUAAUAGGACACAAAUCAGAAAAUUUCCACAAGAAAAGGCUUGGAAUGAAAUGCUUUAGAUGUUACAAUUUUGGUCAUAAAUCUUACGAAUGCCAACGAGCAAAAACUGAGCAAAGACGAGAAUCUCCAAAGGAACCGACUCUUGUUAAUAGAAUUGUUGCUGCUGAUUCAAACAGAAAAUUUAAAAAGAUUAAAAUGUAG